CUGUCGCGGCAGGGGAGAGUGUCGCCAGGGCAGCUGCGUCUGCCAGGAAGGCUACGCCGGGGAGGACUGUGGGGAAGAAGUACCAGCAGUUGAGGGCAUGAGGAUGCACCUCCUGGAGGAGACCACGGUUCGGACAGAGUGGACCCGGGCUCCUGGCCCUGUUGAUGCCUAUGAGAUUCAGUUCAUCCCCACGACCGAGGGAGGGGGCCCCCCAUUCACUGCCCGGGUGCCCAGUUCUGCCUCUGCCUAUGACCAGAGAGGACUGGCCCCCGGCCAGGAGUACCAGGUCACUGUCCGUGCCCUUCGAGAGACCAGUUGGGGCCCUCCUGCCUCUAAGACCAUCACCACCAUGAUCGACGGUCCCCAGGACCUCCGUGUGGUGGCUGUGACGCCGACCACACUGGAGCUCAGCUGGCUGCGUCCCCUGGCCGAAGUGGACCGAUUUGUGGUGUCCUAUGUCAGUGCUGGCAACCAGAGGGUGCGGCUGGAAGUCCCCCCAGAAGCUGACAGGUCACUGCUGACUGACCUGAUGCCAGGCGUGGAAUACGUGGUGACUGUCACAGCGGAACGGGGCCGAGCGGUCAGCUACCCAGUUUCUGUCAGGGCCAACACAGGGACCUCACCCUUGGGAGCCACUGAUGAGCCUCCUCCCGCAGGCCCCUCCACGACUCAAGGGGCCGAGGGCCCCCUGGUGCAGCGCCCCCAGGAGCUGAGGGAGCUGAGGGUGCUGGGCAGAGACGAGAUGGGUCGCCUCCAGGUGGCCUGGACUGCCAAGCCCAAUACCUUUGACCACUUCCGGCUGCACCUGCAGGUGCCAGAGGGGCACGGGGUGCACGAAGAGCUGCUCCCAGGAGACUUCCGCCAGGCUUUGGUGCCCCCACCCCCUUCUGGAGCCCCCUAUAAGCUGCUACUUUAUGGGAUCCAUCCUGGGGACAAGCCCUCGGUUCCCAUCACCUACCAAGGCAUCAUGGAUGAGGAGGAGCCUAGGAGCUCCCCGGUCUCACCUCGCCUGGGGAAGCUGAUGGUGACCACGGGCCCGAGCUCUGACUCGCUGCUUCUGCACUGGACGGUCCCUGAGGGCGAGUUCGACUCCUUCGUGAUCCAGUACAAGGACAAGGACAGGCCCCAGGUGGUCCCCGUGGAGGGACCCCAGCGCUCAGCCCUGGUCACCGACCUGGAGAGGGGCCGCAAGUACAAAUUCAUCCUUUACGGGCUUGUGGGAAAGAAGAGGCACGGCCCCCUGGUGACUGAAGCCAAGAUCUUGCAAUGGAAGGAACCCAGCCCAGAAAGCCCACCCCACCUGGGGAAUCUGUGGGUAACAGACCCAACUCCACACUCCUUGCACCUCACUUGGACUGUCCCGGAGGGCCAGUUUGACUCCUUCAUGGUGCAGUAUAGGGACAGGGACGGACGCCCCCAGGUGGUCCCUGUGGAAGGGCCGGACCGCUCCGUCACUGUGUCUGCGCUGGACCCUGAACACAAAUACAAAUUCUCUCUGUUUGGGGUCGCCAACAAGAAGCGGUACGGCCCCCUCACGGCUGACGGCACUACGGCCCCGGAGCAGAAAGAGGAGCCGCCUCCCGAGCCCCCAGAGCAGCCCCUCCUGGGGGAGCUGGUGGUGACCGGCGUGACCCCAGAGUCCCUGCGCCUGGCGUGGACGGUGGCCCGGGGCCCCUUCGACUCCUUUGUGGUGCAGUACAAGGAUGCGCAGGGGCAGCCUCAGGCGGUGCCGGCCAGAGGCGACGACAAUGAGCUCUUGGUCCCCGGCCUGGACUCCAACCGGAAGUAUAAGAUGAACCUCUAUGGGCUUCGUGGCAGGCAGCGUGUGGGGCCGGUGUCUGUGGUGGCCAAGACAGCCCCACAGGAGACCCCCAAUCCCACAGAGCCCACCACAGAGGCCAUAAAAACCCCGAAGGAGCCACACCUGGGGGAGCUGACCGUGACCGACACCACCCCGGACUCCCUGAGCCUCUCCUGGACGGUCCCCGAGGGACAGUUUGACCACUUCCUGGUCCAGUACAGGAACGGGGAUGGGCAGCCCAAGCUGGUACGGGUCCCGGGGCACGAGGACGAGGUCACCCUGUCGGGGCUGGAGCCGGACCACAAGUACAAGGUGACCCUGUAUGGCUUCCACGGUGGCCAGCGUGUGGGACCCGUGUCUGCUGUUGGGGUGACAGCUGCAGAGGAGGAGACCCCCAGCCCCACAGAGCCCAGCACAGAGGCCCCAGAACCCCGCAAGGAGCCGCUCCUGGGGGAGUUGACAGUGACAGACGCGUCCCCAGACUCCCUGAGCCUGGCGUGGACGGUGGCCCAGGGCGACUUCGACUCCUUCAGCAUCCAGUACAAGGACGGGGCCGGGCGGCCACAGGUGCUGCGUGUGGGGGGCGAGGAGAGGGCGGCCACCGUGAGGGACCUGGACGCAGGGCACAAGUACAAGAUGAACCUGUACGGGAUGCACCAGGACGGGCGCGCGGGCCCAGUGUCCAUCGUAGCUGUGACCGCCCCACAACCAGAAAAAGCGGCCCCUCCAGCCACCAAGCCUCCCCCGGAGCCACGCCUCGGGGAGCUGACAGUGACCGAAGUGACCCCCGAAUCCGUGGGCCUCGCCUGGACGGUCCCUGAGGGCCAGUUCGACUCCUUUGUGGUCCAGUACAAGGACAGUGAAGGGCAGCCGCAGGAGGUACCUGUGGCCUCAGACCAGCUUGAGGUCACUGUCCCCCACUUGGAGCCUGCGAGAAGGUACACGAUGGACCUAUACGGCUGGCAUGGCCAUCAACACGUGGGCCCCCUGUCCGUGGUGGCCGAGACAGAUGCGCUCCCGCCAGCCCCAGUCACUGAGCCCCCGCUGCAGCCCCGCCUGGGGGAGCUGACGGUGACAGACGUGACCCCUGACUCCGUGGGCCUCCUGUGGACGGUCCCCGAGGGCGAGUUUGACUCCUUCGUGGUCCAGUACAAGGACAGGGACGGGCAGCCCCAGUUGGUGCCGGUGACUGCAGACCAGCGCGAGGUCAUCGUCCCCGGCCUAGAGUCCUCCCGCAAGUACAAGUUCCUGCUGUUUGGGAUUCAGGACGGGAAACGACGCACCCCAGUCUCUGUGGAGGCGAAGACAGCCAUCCGAGGUGAGGCCAGCCCAGCGGCCCUGCCCCGCCUUGGGGAGCUGUGGGUGACGGACCCCUCCCUGGACUCGCUGCGCCUCUCCUGGACGGUCCCCGAGGGCCACUUCGACUCCUUUGUGGUCCAGUUCAAAAGCAAGGACGGACCCCAGCUGGUGCCCGUGGAGGGCCACGCGCGCUCCGUCACGGUGUCCCCUCUGGACGCUGGCCGCAAGUACAGAUUCCUCCUCUACGGCCUCCUGGGCCGCCAGCGCUUCGGGCCCCUGGCAGCCGAUGGUGCCACAGAGACCCUGAGAUCCACGGACCCGCCGAGGGCACAGCGUCCCCCCAAACCCCAGCUCGGGCAGGAGCUGCUGGUGACUGGAGUGGCUGCAGACUCUGUGGGCCUCGCGUGGACGGUCCUCCAGGGCCAGUUUGACUCCUUCGUGGUCCAGUACAAGGACAGCGCUGGGAAGCCCCAAGUGGUCCCUGUGGACGGCGGCCUCAGGGAGGCCAGCGUCUCGGGCCUGGACCCCGCGCGCAGGUACAAGCUGCUGCUCUACGGACUGCUCCGCGGCAAGCGCAUGGGUCCCCUCUCGGCCGUCGCCACCACUGCACCCAGAGAGGACACUGAAGCCGAGCCGGAGGCCCCCAGCCCUGUAGCCGCCGAGCCUCGCCUGGGGGAGCUGACGGUGGAGGAGGCCACGCCACACAGCCUGCGUCUUUCCUGGGAGGUGGCAGAGGGAGAACUUGAUGCCUUUGAGGUCCAUUACACAGGCAGAGAUGGGACAACCCACGUGGUCAGCGUAGAUGGCCACCAGCAGGACGUCACCCUCCCUGACCUAGAGUCAGAACACAGAUACCUGAUGACGCUGUACGGUUUCCAUGACGGGCGGCGUGUGGGUCCUGUCCACGUUGAGGCCCUGACUCGGCAACAGGAGGAGGAGGAGCCCAGUGAGCCCCCCACCACCUCCGAGCCUCCCCCAAAGCCACACCUGGGGGAGCUGACCGUGACCGACGCCACCCCGGACUCCCUGAGCCUCUCCUGGACGGUCCCCGAGGGACAGUUUGACCACUUCCUGGUCCAGUACAGGAACGGGGAUGGGCAGCCCAAGCUGGUGCGGGUCCCGGGGCACGAGGACGAGGUCACCCUGUCGGGGCUGGAGCCGGACCACAAGUACAAGGUGACCCUGUACGGCUUCCACGGCGGCCAGCGUGUGGGACCCGUGUCUGCUGUCAGGAUGACCGACCCAGAUCCAGAAAGAGGCGAAACAAUGACCACAAUCCUGGCAGAGCCCCCUCGCACGACCUCCGGGCCUCCCCCAAAGCCGCACCUUGGGGAGCUGACCGUGACCGAUGCCACCCCGGACUCCCUGAGCCUCUCCUGGACGGUCCCCGAGGGACAGUUUGACCACUUCCUGGUCCAGUACAGGAACGGGGAUGGGCAGCCCAAGCAGGUGUGGGUCCCGGGGCACGAGGACGAGGUCACCCUGUCGGGGCUGGAGCCGGACCACAAGUACAAGGUGACCCUGUACAGCUUCCACGGCGGCCAGCGUGUGGGACCCGUGUCUGCUGUCGGGGUGACAGCUGCAGAGGAGGAGACCCCCAGCCCCACAGAGCCCAGCGCAGAGGCCCCGGAGCCCCACGAGGAGCCGCUCCUGGGGGAGCUGACAGUGACAGACGCGUCCCCAGACUCCCUGAGCCUGGCGUGGACGGUGGCCCAGGGCGACUUCGACUCCUUCAGCAUCCAGUACAAGGAUGGGGCCGGGCGGCCGCAGGUGCUGCGCGUGGGGGGCGAGGAGAGGGCGGCCACCGUGAGGGACCUGGACGUGGGGCGCAAGUACAAGAUGAACCUGUACGGGCUGCACCAGGACGGGCGCGUGGGCCCGGUGUCCGUCGUGGCCGUGACCGCAUUGCAAGAGGUUGAGGAAGAGGAGACCCCCAGCCCCACGGAGCCCAGCACAGAGGCCCCGGAGCCCCACGAGGAGCCGCUCCUGGGGGAGCUGACAGUGACAGACGCGUCCCCAGACUCCCUGAGCCUGGCGUGGACGGUGGCCCAGGGCGACUUCGACUCCUUCAGCAUCCAGUACAAGGACGGGGCCGGGCGGCCGCAGGUGCUGCGUGUGGGGGGCGAGGAGAGGGCGGCCACCGUGAGGGACCUGGACGCGGGGCGCAAGUACAAGAUGAACCUGUACGGGCUGCACCAGGACGGGCGCGUGGGCCCGGUGUCCGUCGUGGCCGUGACCGCUCCAGAGGAGAAAGCUCCGACCACCCAAGCAGCGCCCACCACGACCCCCGAGCCGCCCCCAAAGCCACGCCUGGGGGAGCUGACCGUGACCGACGCCACCCCGGACUCCCUGAGCCUCUCCUGGACAGUCCCCGAGGGACAGUUUGACCACUUCCUGGUCCAGUACAGGAACGGGGAUGGGCAGCCCAAGCUGGUGCGGGUCCCGGGACACGAGGACGAGGUCACCCUGUCGGGGCUGGAGUCGCACCACAAGUACAAGGUGACCCUGUACGGCUUCCACGGCGGCCAGCGUGUGGGACCCGUGUCUGUUGUCGGGGUGACAGCUGCAGAGGAGGAGACCCCCAGCCCCACAGAGCCCAGCGCAGAGGCCCCGGAGCCCCACGAGGACGCGCUCCUGGGGGAGCUGACAGUGACAGACGCGUCCCCAGACUCCCUGAGCCUGGCGUGGACGGUGGCCCAGGGCGACUUCGACUCCUUCAGCAUCCAGUACAAGGAUGGGGCCGGGCGGCCGCAGGUGCUGCGUGUGGGGGGCGAGGAGAGGGCGGCCACCAUGAGGGACCUGGACGCGGGGCGCAAGUACAAGAUGAACCUGUACGGGCUGCACCAGGACGGGCGCACGGGCCCGGUGUCCAUCGUGGCCGUGACCGCACCAGAGGAGGAAGCUCCGACCACCCAAGCAGCGCCCACCACGACCCCCGAGCCGCCCCCAAAGCCGCACCUGGGGGAGCUGACCGUGACCGACGCCACCCCGGACUCCCUGAGCCUCUCCUGGACGGUCCCCGAGGGACAGUUUGACCACUUCCUGGUCCAGUACAGGAACGGGGAUGGGCAGCCCAAGCUGGUGCGGGUCCCGGGGCACGAGGACGAGGUCACCCUGUCGGGCCUGGAGCCGGACCACAAGUACAAGGUGACCCUGUACGGCUUCCACGGCGGCCAGCGUGUGGGACCCGUGUCUGCUGUUGGGGUGACAGCUGCAGAGGAGGAGACCCCCAGCCCCACAGAGCCCAGCGCAGAGGCCCCGGAGCCCCACGAGGAGCCGCUCCUGGGGGAGCUGACAGUGACAGACGCGUCCCCAGACUCCCUGAGCCUGGCGUGGACGGUGGCCCAGGGCGACUUCGACUCCUUCAGCAUCCAGUACAAGGAUGGGGCCGGGCGGCCGCAGGUGCUGCGCGUGGGGAGCGAGGAGAGGGCGGCCACCGUGAGGGACCUGGACGCAGGGCGCAAGUACAAGAUGAACCUGUACGGGCUGCACCAGGACGGGCGCGCGGGCCCGGUGUCCGUCGUGGCCGUGACCGCUGCCCUGCCCACGCAGCCCCCUGCAGAGCCCCGCCUGGGGGAGGUGGCUGUAGCCUCCGUGACCUCCGACACAGUGCGCCUGGCGUGGACGGUGGCCCAGGGCCCCUUCGACUCCUUCCUGGUGCAGUACAGAGACGCUCAGGGGCAGCCCCAGGCGGUGCCCGUGCAUGGCGACCUCCGUGAGGCCACUGUCUCGGCUCUGCACCCGGCCCGGAAGUACAAGUUCCUGCUCUUUGGACUCCAGGACGGGAAGCGCCGUGGCCCUGUUUCCGUGGACGCGAAGACCUUCCCAGACACAAAACCCUCUCCUCGCCUGGGGGAGCUGACAGUGACCGACGCCACCCCUCACUCCAUGGGCCUCACGUGGACGGUCCCCGAGGGCGAGUUUGACUCCUUCGUGGUCCAGUACAAGGACCGGCACGGGCAGCCGCAGAUGGUGCCGGUGGCCGCAGACCAGCGCGAGGUCACCGUAUCUGGCCUGGAGCCAAAUAAGAGAUACAAGUUCCUGCUCUACGGCCUGGCGGGCAGGAAGCGGCUGGGCCCUAUCUCUGCCGAAGGCACCACAACUCCCCUGGAGGAGACUCCACAGACCCCUCCCCGCCUUGGGGAGUUGGCCACCAGUGCAGAGACCCCUGACUCCCUGCGCCUGGCAUGGACAGUGGCCCAGGGCACCUUUGACUCCUUCCUGGUGCAGUACACAGAUGCACAGGGCCAGCAGCAGGCGGUUCCGGUGGCUGCAGGCCAGAGGGAAGUCACUGUGGAGGGCCUGGAGCCCAGCAGGACAUACAAGUUCCUGCUCUAUGGGCUCGCAGGAGGACAGCGCCUGGGCCCCGUCUCUGCCCUGGGAGCCACAGCCCCAGAAGAGGACACUCCUGCCCCAGAGGACCCUGAGCCCCCAGAAGCCCCUCGCCUGGGGCUGCUGGCAGUGACCGAGGUGACACCGGACUCCCUGAGCCUCUCCUGGAGCGUGGCCCGGGGCCCCUUCGACUCCUUCGUGGUCCAGUACGAGGACACAAGCGGACAGCCCCAGGCCCUGCUGGUGGAUGGCGAUCAGAACAGGGUCGUCAUCUCUGGCCUGGAGCCCGGCACCUCCUACAAGUUCUUCCUCUCCGGGCUGCACGAAGGGAGGCGCCAGGGGCCCAUCUCCGUGCAGGGCACCACAGGGCCACCGCCUGCUGGUCAGACCCCUGGGGACCCAGGGCCGCGCCUGUCCCAGCUGUCGGUGACCGAUGUGACCACCAGCUCCCUGCGACUCAACUGGGAGCGCUGGGCCGUGCUGCGGGACCUGCGCCCCGCGACGCUGUACAGCCUGACUCUGUAUGGGCUGCGCGGGCCUCACAAGGCCGACAGCGUCCAGGGCACUGCCCGGACCCUCAGCCCAGUCCUGGAGAGCCCCCGGGACCUCCAGUUCAGCGACAUCCAGGAGCGCUCAGCCAAGGUCAGCUGGACACCACCGCCGUCCAGGGUGGACAGCUUCAAAGUUUCCUACCAACUGGCGGAUGGAGGGGAGCCUCAGAGCGUGCAGGUGGAUGGCCGGGCCCACACCCAUGACCUGCGAGGCCUGAUCCCUGGCGCUCGCUACGAGGUGACAGUGGUCUCCGUGCGCGGCUUCGAGGAGAGCGAGCCUCUCACAGGCUUCCUCGCCACAGUUCCCGACGGCCCCACCCAGCUGCGGGCAAUGAACUUGACCGAGGGGUCAACCUUGCUGCAAUGGAUGCCCCCCCGGACCCCUGUGGAUGAAUACAACGUCCGGGUCACUGCUGCUGGGGCCCCCUCUCUGCAGGGCUCGGCGCCGGGCAGCGCAGUGGACUACCCGCUGCACAGCCUGCUGCUGGACACCAACUACACCGCCACUGUGCGCGGCCUGCGCGGGCCCAACCUCACCUCCCCGGCCAGCAUCACCUUCACCACGGGGUUGCAGGCCCCCCAGGACUUGGAGGCCAAGGACGUGACACCCCGCACGGCCCUGCUCACCUGGACAGAGCCCCAAGUCCCUCCCACAGGCUACCUGCUCAGCUUUGGCACCCCUGGCGGGCAGACCCAGGAGAUCCCACUCCCGGCCGGGGUCACCUCGUACCGGCUUCUCCGCCUCUUCCCUUCCACCCCCUACAGCGCCCGGCUCCAGGCCAUGUGGGGCGCGAGCCUCACACCGCCCUUAGCCACCUCCUUCACCACCGGUGGACUGCCGGUCCCCUUCCCUCAGGACUGCGGGGAGGAGAUGCAGAACGGCGCCAGCCGCUCCCGGACCACCACCAUCUUCCUCAGCGGCAACCGGGAGCGGCCCCUGGACGUCUUCUGUGACAUGGAGACCGAUGGGGGCGGCUGGCUGGUGUUCCAGCGCCGCAUGGACGGACAGACAGACUUCUGGAGGGACUGGGAGGAAUACGCCCAUGGCUUUGGCAACAUCUCUGGGGAGUUCUGGCUGGGCAACGAGGCCCUGCACAGCCUGACACAGGCCGGUGACUACUCCAUGCGCGUGGACCUCCGUGCCGGGGACGAGGCCGUGUUCGCCCAGUACGACUCCUUCCGGGUCGGCUCAGCUGCCCAGAACUACCGCCUGCACCUGGAGGGCUACCACGGCACCGCAGGGGACUCCAUGAGCUACCACAGCGGCAGCGUCUUCUCCGCCCGGGACCGGGGCCCCAACAAUCUGCUCAUCUCCUGCGCCGUCUCCUACCGCGGGGCCUGGUGGUACCGGAACUGCCACUACGCCAACCUCAACGGGCUCUACGGCAGCGCGGUGGACCACCAGGGAGUGAGCUGGUACCACUGGAAGGGCUUUGACUUCUCGGUGCCCUUCACGGAAAUGAAGCUGAGGCCAAGAAGCUAUCGGUCCCCUGCCCGGGGAGGCUGAGCUGCCCCCCGCCUCUCUUGCACCCCAGAUGACUGCCAAGCACUGAGGGGUCGCGCCCAGAGCAGCUCCAAGGCUCUUCUCUGCCCUCGACCUCACAGCACCAUGUUUACAGGGGGGAGGGGAGGGAUUUGUAUGGGAGCAAUAAAGGAGAAACUGAGGCACGUGGCUGGCUCUGGUCCCGCCCGUCACUGGCACUGGCCCUGGCCCAGGCACGGGGCCCCCAGACCCCGGGGCUGC
This is a messenger RNA of Fukomys damarensis (Damara mole-rat), 9727 nucleotides long. It is a transcript of the gene Tnxb, whose product is annotated as tenascin XB. The coding region runs from base 98 to 9490 and encodes 3130 amino acids. Lineage: Eukaryota; Metazoa; Chordata; Mammalia; Rodentia; Bathyergidae. The transcript has 41 exons. The record is from RefSeq and is a predicted model, not a curated record. Gene Ontology annotation, molecular function: protein binding.